Molecule: messenger RNA, 2498 nt
Organism: Acanthoscelides obtectus
Lineage: Eukaryota; Metazoa; Arthropoda; Insecta; Coleoptera; Chrysomelidae
Source: the annotation of a GenBank genome assembly
GUGAGUUUUGCGCUAUUUAAGCUUUGAAUCGUUGCCUUGCAACUAAAAAUUGUUCUUUUCAGAACAACAUUUAGUGUGAAGUAGUGAAAAGUAUACAAAUGCCAAAUUUAUUUCAUUAAAUGAUUCAUUUGCUUAAAAGAAAAUGUGCAAAGUCUGGCAACAAUGCACAGCUCAAGACUGAUGAUGUGCAUCGGUUUUUGUUUUGGUGGGGCUACAUUAGCGGGCGAAGAUUCGUGUCGUGUUGGCGCGAAAAACAUCGUGUAUCGGGCAUACACGAUGUUCUUGUCUACAUUUAGCGGCGAAGAUUCAUAUAACGGACUGCGACGAUUAUUCGUUUGUGUGUUGUUUAGCCGUGCGGACGAAAAUAUGGAGGAAGCAGUAGCGUUGCAUUAUAUGUCAGUAAAUUAUUAUUAUUUAUUACACUUGUACGGGUAUCAGGUACAAAGUAAUAUGAAUAAGAGAAGAAGGAGGAGAUGGUAGAUGACUACUAUUCAUAGAAACCGAACGAUAACAGGAAUGGAACGUUUGUUAUCUGAGCUAACCGCAGAGUCCGGUAUAGAAUUCCCUGGAUUUUUACGUAUGUCGACAUCUGACUUUGAAAUACUACUACAAAAGCUCGCACCACUAAUCACCAAAAAAGAUACAAAAUUCAGAAAAGCAAUUCCUGCAAAAGUGCGAUUGGCAAUAUCAAUACGUUAUCUGGCGACAGGAGAUGAUUUUCGAAGCCUUCAUUAUCUUUUCAAAAUAUCUCAUCAACUCAUUUCCAAAAUAGUACAUGAAGUGUGUGCAAGUAUUUUGAUCGUUUUGAAAGACAAAGUUAUGAUGCCUUCAAACGAAGAAGAAUGGCUACAAAAAGAAACUGAGUUCCAUGAUAUCUUUCCACAUUGUAUUGGAAGCAUUGAUGGAAAACACGUGCAAAUUUUAUCACCCAUUCACAGUGGAACUGAAUUUUAUAAUUAUAAACAUACAUUUAGCAUUGUCCUCAUGGCUUUGGUAGAUAAGAAAUAUCGGUUUCUGUAUGCAGAUGUUGGUUGCCAAGGGCGAAUUAGUGAUGGUGGAGUGUUUAGAAAUACCGCAUUAUUCGAAAGAUUAGAAAGAAAUGCUCUAAAGAUACCAGCUCCUUCGGUGCUUCCCGGUACUGAUUUCAUCAUGCCGUUUGUAUUUGUAGCGGACAACGCGUUCCCGUUACAAACACACAUCAUGAAGCCAUACCCUGGAGAUCAUCCGGAAGGCAGUAUUAAAAGAAAAUUUAACACGCAACUGUCAAAAGCCCGUAUAGUUGUAGAAAAUGUGUUUGGAAUUAUGUCUGCGGUAUUCCGCGUACUUAGGAAGCCGAUUGCACUCCAACCAGAUCGCGCCUCUAAUGUUGUAAUGUCUUGUAUAUUACUACACAACUUCUUAAGAAACAGUUCAUCUUCAAAUAAUAUAUAUAUACCACCAGGUUUUGCGGACACUAUUACAAAUGGACAAGUAGUUCCAGGUACAUGGAGAAAUGAGCAACAAGAAGAAACUGCGUUGCGCCCUUUUCCAGCGGUAGCUAGACGGAGCGGUCUUUUAUCUACACAGAUCAGGGACCAGUUCGCUCAAUAUUUUUUCAGUCAAUAAAAAUAGUCUAAGCAACAAAAAAAGCAAAACUCCCAUUUUGUUUGUUUUUACAUUGUUUAUAACUUUUGCACUUUUUAUCAGUGCCUUUUCGAAUUUUUUCUUAAACUUUCUACAUAUUUUUCCGAAUCAAAUGACACCUUCAUCGUAAUUUUCGGAGACUAUACUCAGAUUUCACCCAAAAAGCUACAUGUUGCUUAGACUAAAAGUAUGUUUUUAUUUUUGUGAAGUCACACUGUGGAAUGUGAAUAAAUAUAAGAUAUAAUAAAUAGGCGUGUUUCAUUAUUUACCUGUGUAUCGAUAGUCCGGCGACAAUCAUAUAUUGGCUGAAGAAAACUGUUCAUAGCCGAAAAGGCGAACCAAUUUGUUUGAUAUAUGUCGUCGGUGCCAGCGCCUGACCUCAUUGAUUUCUUUAUUUUAUUGAGAUGAGCUCUGUAGUACGACAUCAAAGAAUCUUUUUUCCUCUUCAUUUCUUCUAUUGUGGUAGGCCAACUGAGCCUAUUUUGAAUUCUCGUCCACGCAUCAUGUACCAAAUGCUUCUUUUUGUGGUCUGGGUUACUAGGAUUCCAUAUAAUAUUUUCUGUUUCAUAAAACUGAAUGAACUCCAACACUUUUUCGUUAUUCCACUCCAUCGUACAGUGUACAAAACACCUAGGCCAAAUAUAUUUUAUCUCUGCAAAACACACGCACGUCCGUCUCGCUUCAAAGUCUGGACGACCCUGAAGUAACGCAGGUGUAGCCAGACAUGCGAAUAUUGUCGCGAUAAGUCCCUUUGAUGCGUGCUAGUUUACCGUCAGCGACCCGAUGUUACAUCGUCUUCGCCCGAAUACACAUAGAUUUAAAAUUCAGCGAAUUUUUAAUUGCGAUGCACGAUUCGAGCGAUGUCUGCUGUCUCA